AUGGUGAAUGUCUUGUCUAAAGUGUUGGUGUUUGAGAUAACUGUGUUUGCCUUCAGCAAUAAAAAGACAGGCCAUUACACCCUGGAGGGGAGAAUGUUUCUGCAAAAGAGGAGACUUGAGUUUUCUUACUUCCUUGUGCAAAAACUCGUGAGGAAAUCCUAUGUUACCCACAUUAAGAUCCAGAACAAUGGGGAGUUCUACGACCUGUAUGGGGGUGAGAAGUUCGCCACCCUGGCAGAGUUGGUGCAGUAUUAUAUGGAGAAUCAGGGACAGUUAAAAGAGAGAAAUGGGGAGGUCAUACAGUCUAAACAUCCCUCAAACUCAGAGGACCCCACCACUGAAAGAUGGUUCCAUGGUAGUAUAUCUGGGAAAGAAGCAGAGAAGGUGCUGAUGGAGAAAGGAAAGAACGGUAGCUACUUAGUGAGGGAGAGCCAGAGUAAACCGGGGGAUUUUGUCUUGAUGAAACUUAUGAUGGAGGGGGUGAAGAAAUUCAAAAGCCUGACAGAUCUUGUGGAGCAUUACAAAAAGAACCCCAUGGUGGAAAAACUGGGAACUGUGGUUCAUUUAAAAAUGCCUUUCAAUGCCACAAGAAUAUCUGCAUCAGGAUUAGAAAACCGAGUCCGGCAGCUAGAGAAGGAAAAGGACAGUACAAACAAUAAAAGUAAAGGAGGCUUCUGGGAUGAGUUCGAGCAAUUACAACAGAUGGAAGUGCGCCAUUUAUACAGCAGGAAGGAGGGACAGAGGAUAGAAAACAAACCCAGAAACAGAUACAAAAACAUCUUGCCAUUUGAUCACACAAGGGUUGUCUUAAAGGAUGGAGACCCAAAUGUCAUAGGAUCUGAUUACAUUAAUGCCAACUUCAUCACAGUAAGGCUAAAAUGAGUUAAAGAAUAAAAC
Messenger RNA from Saccostrea cuccullata (small rock oyster), 897 nucleotides. RefSeq names its product tyrosine-protein phosphatase non-receptor type 11-like. Gene Ontology annotation, molecular function: cell adhesion molecule binding; non-membrane spanning protein tyrosine phosphatase activity; receptor tyrosine kinase binding. The coding region runs from base 1 to 882 and encodes 293 amino acids. The record is from RefSeq and is a predicted model, not a curated record. Gene Ontology annotation, cellular component: cytoplasm. Lineage: Eukaryota; Metazoa; Mollusca; Bivalvia; Ostreida; Ostreidae. The transcript has 8 exons. Gene Ontology annotation, biological process: protein dephosphorylation; positive regulation of ERK1 and ERK2 cascade.